Messenger RNA from Apiotrichum porosum, 2325 nucleotides. RefSeq lists its product as uncharacterized. The record is from RefSeq and is a predicted model, not a curated record. The transcript is spliced from 9 exons. Lineage: Eukaryota; Fungi; Basidiomycota; Tremellomycetes; Trichosporonales; Trichosporonaceae. The coding region runs from base 1 to 2325 and encodes 774 amino acids.
AUGAAGGCAUCGAUCCUCUGGACGCUGUUGCCUGUGGUGGCGACAACCACCAACGCCUUGCACGUUCCCAUCAAGCCUCGUGACGACCAGUUCCGGUUGACCACUCCAUCCCCGGACGCCGACACAUCGUCACACAAGAUUGCUACCACCACUACUCCGUUCGAUGAGCGUCCUCUUGCCUCGGCGGAGGAUAUCGUCUUCGCCGACACUACAGAGUCUACCGGGGACUGGCCUUGUCACCUCCACGGAUGGGUACGCGCCCCCGACCUGCAGCCCGAUACUGUUAUUCCUGCCGAGGCUCGACUCGUUGUCAAUGGUACAAAGUGCGAUAUGAUCACCAAGUGGCAAGUGGGCCUUAGGUUCAAGGAACGCGCAGUCAUCAAGAGGAAGGCUGACGGUGCGGAACUCCCGUCUCGUCCGGAGCCGUUCUUCAACGCGACGAACUGGGCCUGGGCCUCUGGUGGGGAUCAGGACCGGUGGGGAAUGUUCAGCAAAGGUGGUGGUGGUUUCGAAAUGAAUGCUGAGAUGGAGAAAUUCAAUGCUCAGCGAGCUCAGUAUACGAAGGACGUCAACGACCCCUCCCUGUGGGAUGUGCACGGCGUCGAGCGCGAUGUCUUUGACACUACUAUUGAACUGAGCCCACCCGUCCCCGAUGCUGAGUCGUGGCUGGACACUGUCCGCCCCUUUGUUAUCCACAUGCCCAACACCAAUUUUCCCGCCAUUGAGGUGCAACACCACAUGUUCAGUGUGAAUGACGGAGCUUUAACCACGUUGGAGACCCUCCUGGAGUACUACUUUAUUGUCACGCUGUCCAACCACGUUGUUAUUGAGUUACCCGUGGCGCAGACUGCCUUCCUGCCCAGACCGGUCGAGGUGCCGGCGGAGGUCGACCUGUGGCCCAAGACAGUGAGGCCAGAGUCACCUCGCAUCAAGUAUCCCGAAGACGACUUUAGGAGCACCACGCCCAGCUGUGACAACGGUAGCCUGGCCGAGUUCCAAGUCUCCUUUGACAAGGUUUCGACUGGACCGAUUAUGCAAGGAACAAACAUCACUCUGAACGUUACCGUAACCCGCACUGGUAACGGCUCAGAGUACCCGGCGAAGUUGGAGGUUUUCCAUCUGACCAACCAUACCUACACCUGGGCCCGCGAUCAAGUCAAGUCUGAAGAAGAGUUCAACAGCGUGGCUCGCAACCACCGCGCCUACGAGCACUACAAUGGAGUUCAAUUCACCGAAAUGCUCAUGGCCGACGACUACGCUACGCUUCACGCACGCCGUCAGCUUCAAGCCGACCGUAAUGCGGGAGUGUUCACUGUCCAUUCCCAGCACAGCACCUACGUUUACGACUUUGAUCUGACCAGUGAGACAGCCCGGGACUCUUACAACUUUGAAAUGGAGGUGCACAUCCCAUUCAAUGAAAUGCCCACUUCGAAAAGUACUUUCGAAAGCAUCAUCCCGACGCUGGGCUUUUCCCUCAACACCCAGUUCCUUUGUGUGCCUCCGCCCAAGAAGAACUCGCAGUGGCCUGUCUGGGUCCCGAAGAUGGCCAUUCCGGAAGAGACCACGUCCACCAAUGACGACUGGACGGCGUAUACGGUCCCUUCGCUUGUGACUAAAGAGUCGGACGGAUCAGAGGGUAGGAGGUCACGGGUAGGACACCUCGGCAACGUCAGCAUCAACGUCGUGCCGUCUCUCGCAUCUACCAACCCAGCGCCUGUCCACUACAUUGACCCCGAGGCUCGUGGUCCUGUACUGUCGCUGCACGCCUCGGACAUUGUCGAGCACGCCCCACUCGGCGCCGUGCGUCCUGAACUCGACCACGAGCUCCGCCAGUGUCGUUGGUCUUACCCGUGUGCCCAACAUGCCUACACCUGCCUCCAGCCGCCGUGUGGCGGACAGGGGAAACACGCAGCCAUGUUGUGGAUGCGCAAGGAGGCACUCGACAACGGGGAGGAGGUCGGCGAGCCAGAGCCAGAGCGCUUCGGCCGCCCCGGUAUGCGGAUGGCAGCUCCGCGAGCACCGCUCAGAUGGCUAGCUGGCAGUAUACGACGAGGCCUGCACACCUCGGGCCUGUCAUGCAUCAUUGUCGACCCCGUUUCAUUGGGUUUGGGAAUUAGGGACAAGGACAAGCACAGAGUCAAAGAUGCAAUGCCCGAGGCAUUUCAACGCCAAGUCGAGUCGAGACUCCUCAAACAAGGCAUCAGUGCCGGCAGUAUCUUUGCAGCACGUUCAGCACUCAAGUUUAUGACCCUCGAAGAAUACGCCGCCACCGUCUCUCCGGAACAAUUCAAACUUGAGACGGCCAACGAGUUUUGGAGAGAGUGA